Candidula unifasciata is the source of this 1410-nucleotide messenger RNA. Lineage: Eukaryota; Metazoa; Mollusca; Gastropoda; Stylommatophora; Geomitridae. The record is from the annotation of a GenBank genome assembly.
AUGUCUAUUCAAGUGAAUCAUGGGAGAAGCAUCCCUGGUGAUGAUGGGUCUGACAGUGAUCAUGACGUCCUGACACCAAUCCUAGGGGUUAACACUUCAGUAAGAAUUGAAGAGCCAAAAUUACAAAUAGGCACGGGAUGGUUCAGUUCAUCAUUUCUUGUGGUCAAUGCAGCUCUGGGAGCGGGUCUUCUCAAUUUUCCUAUGGCAUACCAUCAGGCAGGGGGCGUGCUGAUAGCAGUAACGAUCCAAUCAAUAUUCGUGGUGUUUGUUGUGGUGGCCAUCAUGAUCCUGGGCUAUUGCUCAGACAUCAGCAAGACCAACACAUAUCAGGAUGUGGUUCACUCUGUCUGCGGCUCCCUGGCCCAGCUGGCUUGUGCUGUGUGUAUCAUGCUGUAUUGUUUUGGUACUUGCAUCACAUUCUUGAUCAUCAUUGGAGACCAGUGGGAGUUGUUUUUCCUGGAUGUUUCCAAAAGCGCCUACUGUGGAGCAACCCCAUUUUACAUGUCUAGAGCUUUCACAAUCACAGUUUCCUCCAUCCUAUUUAUACUUCCUUUGUGUUUUCCAAGAAGGAUAGACUUUUUAAAAUAUGCCAGCAUUGUUGGAGUGAUCGGCAUUUUGUAUGUAGUUGGCCUUGUUACUGUGAAAUACUUUCUUCCUCAUUCUGAUCACAAACCAGCAGUAACGCAGCCAAACUCUUGGAUAGAUGUGUUCCUUGUUGUUCCAGAUAUUUGUUUUGCCUAUCAGUGUCAUGUGAGCAUCAUUCCUAUCUACUCAUGUAUGGAGAAAAGAAAUCUGAAGGAGUUUUCCAAGACUGUUAGCAUGGCCAUGGUGCUGUGUGUUCUGACCUACUCUGUUACUGCGGCUCUUGGUUACUUACAGUUUGGUGCUGAUAUCACCUCAGAUAUUUUGCUAUCUUUUGACCAAAACGCAGAGGUGAUGGUGGCGGUGGUGUUAAUAGCAUUCAAGACAUAUACCACCUACCCGAUACUUUUGUUCUGUGGAAGGGCUGCUUUGGACUGUGUCUGGCGAAUGUGUUGGAGAUUGACACCACAGGAAGCACUUGUAUACGAACGAAGGCGUCAUAUCAUCAUGACAUUGGCCUGGUUCAUCUUGACCUUGCUGCUGUCGGUGUUCAUUCCAAACAUAGGAGUGGUCAUUCAGAUACUUGGUGCUUUGGCUGCUGUAUUUAUUUUUAUCUUUCCAGGUCUGUGUUUACUGAAGGCAAUGCAAAACAGAAUAGAGUCUGACAUUGAACAGCCAAGGAAAGUGUAUGCCCUUAAAGCUUUUGCCAUCAUCUUCCUCAUUGUCGGAGCUUUUAUCUUUGGACUGACCUUCACACAAGCUAUCAUGAAAGAUGUCGAGGGGGCCAAGCCAGACUCCUCUAAAUUUACGUGUAGCUCUUCGUCUUAA